Molecule: messenger RNA, 750 nt
Organism: Penicillium griseofulvum
Lineage: Eukaryota; Fungi; Ascomycota; Eurotiomycetes; Eurotiales; Aspergillaceae
Exons: 2
Coding region: 1-750 (249 amino acids)
Source: RefSeq, a predicted model, not a curated record
AUGGCAACGAUUGGUCAAUAUCCCAACAGAGCACCUCCUCCGUGUCCCGACUGGGUCUUCUCCAACACCUCCGACACCCAUGUUGCCAAAGAUCGCUGCUGGUUCGGUACAGACUAUACCCCCUUCAGCUCCUAUGUCACGGAUAUGGCUGGAGGCUCAGCCGAAGUCAUUGGCAUGGGAGCUGUCAAUCUCACCACGAUGAACUCGCCAAACGAAACCGAUCCGAGUUUGCGCGAUUCUCUCCACUUAAAGAACGUGCUGCAUGUCCCUGCAAUGCUCUGCAACAUUAUUGGAAGCCCCAUGAUGGAAGACUACAAUGUCAUUUUGGGGACCUCUUCUCCAGAUAACUCCGGCCAAAUUAUGAGCGAAGAUGGUCGUACUGUGGCCUACUUCAAGCCUAUGGAUCCAGGUCCCAAGCUGUACCUAGUCCAGAUUUCCGAGCCUCCAUCCGGUUAUCAGUUCGCGUUUUCGCCUUUCCAUCCGAACGGGCUCUACCUUAUUCACGCCUUCUGGUCCCGCGUUGAGCGACAGAGGUUCGCAGACUUGAAAGCCUAUGGUCUGACCCAUGUGUCAGGCGUAGACCCGCUGACAGAAUCCGAGAAGAUAUGGUUCACGAGGAACCACAUGUCUCAGGAUAGAAUUCUAGUCGCCUACGGGUUAGACAACAACAGGCGGGAGCAUCGACAGGAAGCCCGUGCCAUCAUGCGAAUUCUCAAGUCCCAUGCCGAAGUUGAUAUUCUCGACUACUGA